AUGUUAAAGAGACCGGCAGAUCGCCUUGUUCAACGAGUUCUGAGGAGUUUGCCGGGUUCAAGCUGGAAGAAGCCACCUGGCCGAAAACGGAAGUUCUGGACUGAGGCGGUGAAGGAGGACGUUAGGACACUCGGCGUGGAUAGGCAGUUCAGGCGAGACGUAAGGUUUCGCAGAAUAUGGAAUAGCGACGAAUGGAUUGAUUCUGUGCAAGCUCUCGCAGAAGAUCGAGAAGGUUGGGCAGAGCUGUGUUCAAGGACGGCACACCUCGGCGAAGAUGCGGGUAAUCGCGUCAGGCGAUGA
Molecule: messenger RNA, 300 nt
Organism: Necator americanus (New World hookworm)
Lineage: Eukaryota; Metazoa; Nematoda; Chromadorea; Rhabditida; Ancylostomatidae
Exons: 1
Coding region: 1-300 (99 amino acids)
Source: RefSeq, a predicted model, not a curated record